Molecule: messenger RNA, 864 nt
Organism: Candidozyma haemuli
Lineage: Eukaryota; Fungi; Ascomycota; Pichiomycetes; Serinales; Metschnikowiaceae
Gene: KTI12
Product: Kti12p
Exons: 1
Coding region: 1-864 (287 amino acids)
Source: RefSeq, a predicted model, not a curated record
AUGCCGUUAAUCACGUUCACGGGAUUGCCCUGCUCAGGAAAAACCAAAUGGGCCAAAGAGCUUAUAAGUGAGCUUGAAAAGAGAGUCCAGGCUGCUCAAGAAUCUAAAGGGCCAGGACACAACUACAAAGUGGUUUACCAUUCAGAUGAGACUCUUGGCUUAAGCCACGAUUCAUAUAGAGAGUCUGUCACUGAGAAGAGUUCCCGUGGUGCUCAGAUGUCGGCCGUAAAGAGAGAUUUGUCAAGAACAUCUUUUGUGAUUCUUGAUUCUCUUUCCUACAUCAAGGGAUUCAGAUACCAGCUCUUCUGUGAGGCAAAGGGUGUUGUUACUCCACAUUGUGUAAUCCAUGUGGUGAGUUCUUUGGAGAAAUGUAUGGAAAGAAAUGAGCAAAAUGGAAGCCAGUGGGAUCCAGAGCUUAUCAAACAGCUCCAAAUGAGAUAUGAAGAGCCUAAGGAAGAUGCUAGAUGGGACUCGCCAUUGUUCACCUUGGUAUCUGACUUUGAUGAUGAGAAGCUCCCUGUUGAUGAGAUCUGGGAUGCACUUGUGCUCAAGAGGGCUCCUCCUCCUAAUGCUGCAACCCUUGUCAAACCCACAUCCAACAAUGACUAUUUGCAACAGUUAGACAAGGUCACUCAAGAAGUCAUAACUAAGAUACUUCAGCAUCAGCAGCUUCUUGGUGGUGGCCAAGUUCGUGUAUCAGAUGGGUUGACAAUUGACUUGCCUGUGAAUACGGUCAGUACACCACAGCUCCAAAGAAUAAGAAGGACCUUCAUCUCGCUAAAUAAGAUGCGCCAUAUCGACUCAGACAGAAUCUCAACAGUAUUUGUGGACUACGUCAAUGCUAGCUUCAACAAUGAAGACUAG